CGAAUCCAGGCAAGUCUCUCACACUCGGGCGUGCAAGCUGUUGUUCAGGCUUAUCAAGGACUUCUGGCGGCGGAAACACCGCAAGGACGCGUCCUCGUACCUCACAACCUCUGUACGCGUCAAGGAUGUCCAAACGCACGCGACCCUCACUGCAGCCCGCGCAGCCGCCCAUGCCGGCGGCGACCACAACUCCCCGCGCGCACGGUGGUGGCGGGCCAUCCAGUUUGCAACUGAGCUCCAGGACGGGAACAAUAUGUUGACUGAGAACGGGGUCGAUAAGCGCGACGCGGUGUCCUCCAAGUUUUUGGAGACACAGCAUUGGCUGGAGCUGGUGGAUGGAAAACACCGGUAUGGGUCUAAUCAGUGGUAUCACCGUCGGUGGCAGACAGAGGACACGGACCAGAACUUCUUCAGGUGGCUAGAUAAGGGUGAUGGAAAGGACUUGUCUCUCGAAGAAUGUUCUCGUGAUCAGCUGGAAAAAGAGGCGGGUUCAUCGCUAUUGACUACUUCGACCCUCCCACUGACGACGUUUUGAGUAGAGGAUCAUAUAUCUUUCCGCAGAGCAAAGAUUGAACUAUCUGGUUGAAAUUGAUGCAGAGGGACGGCUCAGAUGGGCGAAGAGCCAUGACCUGGUCGACACGACACCAGGGCGAUGGGUGGACUCCGAAAACGGACAGGGAAUCAUUCCGGACCGGACAUCUAUGCGACAGGCGUUGACGCGCGGGCCUUCAUCGUCUGAUUCUUCUGUGGACGAUGGCGGAUCUCACACGGAGGCAUUGGACGCGGCGGCCACGCAUUACGCUGGGCCACAAAAAGGUAAAUACCGCAUCACGAGGGAGUUCAGGAAGCGAUUCACCCUGCGUGGGGUUGUGGACCGUUUGUUGCGCAAGACGGUCCGCAAGAAUACGUGGAUAUAUGUCUCGGACAAACAUUUCAAUAUAUUCAUUGGAAUCAAGAAGACAGGAACUUUUCAACAUUCGUCUUUGCUGGGCGGAGGUGUGGUGACCAGCGCGGGCUUGAUCACGGUCAAGCAAGGCAUCGUUUACAAACUGUCGCCGCUGUCAGGCCAUUACCGCACGUCAAUCUCACAUUUCGAGCAUUUUGUUGAUGUGCUCCGGGAACGAGGCGUGGACAUGCACAAGGCCAGAAUCAGUCGAGCAGUGAUCGCGCUAUGGGGGAUCGAGCGUAUCAAAAAAGCUCAAAAAAAGAAGGCCCGAGUGAUCGAGGCUGGCAAAGAAAAUCUGAGUACGGCGGUAGAGAAGAUCACUGAGCCAUCGUCUUGGAAAAGAGAUGUAUUAGAGGGACGCCGUCGCUCGUGAUUGGGGAGCCAGGGUUUCCUUCAAGCAAGAGUACUAGUUAUACCAAUUUAUGCACGCGUCCAGCGGCUCUCAAUUGCGGACACGCCUACUGGUAAAGCAGCCUACGACGGCUUUAACACAAGAUUAAAAAACUGUUGGGAUCGCAAACCUUCUCGUCAUAGUCCACCCAU
This is a messenger RNA of Mycena citricolor, 1489 nucleotides long. The record is from the annotation of a GenBank genome assembly. NCBI's taxonomy places the organism in Eukaryota, Fungi, Basidiomycota, Agaricomycetes, Agaricales, Mycenaceae.